This is a messenger RNA of Misgurnus anguillicaudatus (oriental weatherfish), 4314 nucleotides long. RefSeq names its product C-C chemokine receptor type 5-like. NCBI's taxonomy places the organism in Eukaryota, Metazoa, Chordata, Actinopteri, Cypriniformes, Cobitidae. Gene Ontology annotation, molecular function: C-C chemokine receptor activity; C-C chemokine binding. Gene Ontology annotation, biological process: G protein-coupled receptor signaling pathway; immune response; positive regulation of cytosolic calcium ion concentration. The record is from RefSeq and is a predicted model, not a curated record. Gene Ontology annotation, cellular component: external side of plasma membrane; membrane.
GAGUAAAAGACUACUUUCAAUUUGAAUACCUGGUCCUUCCCUUUGGGCUUACUAAUGCCCCUGCUGUUUUCCAGGCUCUGGUGAACAAUGUGUUAAGAGACAACAUCAAUAAGUUUGUAUUUGUGUACCUGGAUGAUAUUUUGAUUUUUUUCCCAUCUAAGCAGGUCUGCAGAGUUCUUCAACGGCGGCUGGAGAACCGGCUCUUUGUCAAGGCAGAGAAGUCAGUUUCGUUUCUGGGCCAUAUUAUUGCGGUGGGAGAGAUCAGACCCGAACCUGCUAAGGUAAGGGCCAUUGCCGAGUGGCCAGUCUCUGACUCCAGAAAGGCUCAGCAGCGUUUCUGGGCUUCGUCAACUUCUACCGGCAAUAUUGGGAACUUUGACAGAUCCUGACCUCCAGUUCAUUGUUGAGGUGGAUGCUUCCAAUGUCGGAUUAGGCACGGUCUUAUCUCAGUGUUUUCUUAAGGAUGGGAAGGUGCCUCCAUGUGCCUUUUUCUCCCACCAGCUCAGCCCAGCUGAACGCAACUAUGACAUAGGGAAUCGGGAGUUGUUGGCAGUCAGGUUGGCAUUGGAUGAGUGGUGCCACUGUUUGGAGGGAGCAGUACAACUCUUUCUGGUCUGGACGGAUCAUAAGAAUUUGGAAUACAUCCAUUUAGCCAGGAGGGUUAGUUCGCGGCAGGCCCACUGGGCACUCUUCUUUGGCUGGUUUGACUUUGGCCAGUUUAACUUUUCCUCUUGUACCAACCAGGCCCCAAGAAUGAAAGCCUGGUGCCCUCUCUUGUCUUUUCGAGCCUCCAGAGGGGGAUACUCCGAUUGAGACCAUCCUCCCACAGGGUGUGGUGGUGGGCUCUCUCUUGGGGGGUUGAAAGACGGGUCAGGGAGGCUGGUCGAGAAGUUCAAGUGCUGGGGGUCAUAAGUCCAAGCUGGUCUGUCACCCAAGUGUUCUUAGAACGAUGGCUGCCAUCCUUCAACGUUACUGGUGGCCUUCUAUGCAGGUAAACGUCAGGCAGUUUGUGUUGACUUGUUCAGAAUGCUCCUAGAACAAGAGUUCUAAUCAGCCUCCUGUUGGUCUGCUCCAGCCCCUUCCUAUUCCCUCUCGUCCAUGGUCACAUAUUGCUCUAGACUUUGUCACAGGGCUUCCCUUGUCAAAAGGUAACAUUGUUAUACUGACAGUGUUGGACCGCUUCUCCAAAGCAGUUAAUUUCAUCCCACUUCCCAAACUCCCCACUGCUAAAGAGACCACUGAAAUCAUGGUUGAACAGGUCUUCUGUAUUCAUGGUCUUCCUGAUGACCUGAUUUCAGAUUGGGGUCCCCAGUUUGUUUCACCAUUUUGAAAGGAGUUCUGUCGACAGAUCGGGGCCUCUGCGAGUCUGUCAUCCAGUUUUCACCCUCAGACCAAUGGGCAGUGUGAACGAGCCAACCAGGAUCUUGAGCGAGCCCUUCACUGCCUGUCUUCUCAAAGUUCGAAUUCCUGGUGUCAAUAACUACGUUGGAUUGAGUAUGCCCACAACUCCUUAUCUGUGGCAUUGACAGAUAUGUCUUUAGGUAAUCAACACCUUCUGUUUCCUUCACAGGAACCUGACAUUGCUGUUCCAUCUGCCUUUGUCCAGAGGUAUCGUCGCACCUGGAGGAAGGCAGAGAAGGUACUGGCCCAGACCUCAAGACGGAACAAAGCAACCGCUGAUAGACAUCAGACCCAGCAACCCACCCUAUAUCUGUGGUCAACAGGUAUGGCUUUCCACCAAGGACUUGCCUCUUAGGGGCUCAUCUUGUAAGCUAGCUCCUAAGUUCAUAGGACCAUAUUUCUCCUGUUCUUUGUCGGGUUCACCAUGUUUUUAUGUGUCCAUGGUUAAACCUGUGUUGUCUUCUCCCCACAGUACUACUGUCUCUGCCCCUGCCCCCCUCCCCCACUCAUGGUGGAUGGCUCUCCUGCCUAUACUGUACAGAGAAUCCUGGAUUUGCGAUGCCAUGGCAGGGUUUUUCAGUACCUGGUAGACUUGGAGGGUUACGGUCCUGAGGAGAGGUCAUGGGUUUCUGGGCAUAACAUCUUGGACCAGUCUUGCUCUGGGACCCUCUCCCUGGGACGUCUUUUGGCGUCCCUGGGGGGAGGGGUUCUGUUAGGAAUUCGGUCAGGUCAGCUCAGUAAUGAACCAUGGCUGUGUGUGUGUUUUUGAGCACAUGGUCUUUGUUUGGCAUGUGCUUGCUGUCUCGUUUGUUACCCCGCCCCCUUGUUGACCUUAAUUUCUUCACCACACCUGUUCCCAAUGAAUAAACACCAUUUAUAUUCUCCUCAUGUUUCCCUUUGACCGUGUUGUUAUAUACCAGCAUUGCUGAUCUUGAAGUUAAGUUUCUUCAAGUCCUGUUGUUUUUCCAGUUUAAUCUUUUUGUUGUUACGUUGUUUGGUUAAAGUUUAGUUUUGGCCAUUGUUUAGACUCCUUGCCUUUUGGGUUUUUGCUGUGUUUUUUCUUUUUGCUUUAGUUUGGCCACCAGUCUUAUUCUCUCCUGUUCAUCAGUCCGGUUGAGCCUCCAUGCCUCUUCAGUCCAGUCGGCCAUCUCUACCUCUACUCUCCAGCCUAGUCUCUCUGCCUCUUCAGGACUGCCUCACAAUCUAUAUGGACAGAGAUGGCUACCACCAGUCUUCUUUACCUGUAUGAAUAUGCAUUGUCCAGUUUGCAUGGACCAGUUACUGAUGAACCAAACACCACUCCCUUAGAUAGCUAUGGUGACUACUACAGUAGAGGUCUUGAUCCAUCUGUGUUAUCCUGUGAUUACGGAGGUCAUGCAUCCAACAUCCAACCUGUGUUGUAUUCUUUGUUCUUCGUGUUGGGCCUGCUGGGUAACCUGCUGGUGUUAUGGGUGAUGAUAAUGGGUGUAAAGCUGAGAAGCAUGACUGACAUCUGUCUCCUGAACUUGGCUUUAGCUGAUCUCCUGCUGAUCUCCUCUCUCCCGUUCCUGGCACACUAUACCAGAGAUCAGUGGGUCUUUGGAGGCCCCAUGUGCACCAUGGUUUUAGGCGUCUAUCACAUUGGAUUCUACAGUGGAAUUUUCUUUGUUGUACUGAUGAGUGUUGACAGAUAUUUAGCUGUGGUUCACACUGUAUCCUCUUUGAGAGUCAGAACAAAGACAUAUGGGAUUAUAGCCAAUGUGCUUAUCUGGAUCAUUGCUGUUGCAGCGUCGUUUCCUGAGCUUAUGUACCUAAAAACCAAUGAACACAAUAAUAAAACAUAUUGUCUGUCUUAUCCAACAGAUGAUCAGAAAUCUCAUCUUUAUGCAAAGACGGUUGGUAUUAUUAAGAUGAAUGUUUUAGGAUUAAUUAUUCCACUGUGUAUAACUGGAUUUUGUUACUCAAGAAUUCUUCACAGACUCUUAACCGUUCGCUUUUCCAGGAAACAGACCACGAGACUUGUCGUUGUAGUGAUGGUUGUCUUCUUCUGCUGUUGGGCUCCAUAUAAUAUUGCAGCUUUUGUGAAAGUAUUGGAGUUUAAUGAAGUCAUAGAGACAUCCUGUGAAAAAAGCAAAGCAAUCACUCUUAGUCUUCAGAUCACAGAAGCUCUGGCUUACUCACACAGCUGCUUAAAUCCCAUUCUCUAUGUGUUUGUAGGAGAGAAAUUUAGGAGACACCUUUUUAGACUUCUGAACAAAACACCCGUCAUCAGAUUACAGUUCAUGAAGAGUUGCCUUACACAGGCUACAGGAUCUGUUUAUUCACAGACUCCCAGUGUGGAAGAGAGACAUACAGCUGAUGGAUUGAAAUAGAGAUCCCAAAAUACCUAUUUUAAAGCACCUGUUUGACAGUUGGGGGUGUUUGAAGGAUAUUUUGCACUUCUUUUGUGAGUUAUUUUACCUUAGCAUCCAAGGGUGUGUUUCCCAAAAGCAUCGUUAGCUUACUAUGGUGGUUGUUACCAAUAAACUCUAUUGGUAACGACAGAACUUGCGACCGUAGUUGCUUACAAACGCACCCCAGUAUUGUUUAUGGUAUGGUUCAGGGCUGCGUUUCCCAAAAGCACCGUAAGGCUAAGUAGAUUGUUAAAACGAUCAUACAAAUCAUCUUGGACUAACAAGCCUUUUCCCAAAAGCAUUGUAACUUAAGUAGCACUUGAAAAUUGUCGUAGAUCUACGAGUGCUCUGGAGUAAUCGAAAAUCCCUAAGUGCGUCAUAAGACGGAGUUACAAGGUCACCUGCAGGACAAUCGUCAAAUUACACCUUAACUUUACUCCUGUGCAAUGACGAUAAUGUAAUGUUUUUGUAUGUAAAUGUAUUUAUUUGGUUCUUUUUGUGUAUUGGUUUAAUAUAAAAAUGAAAGAAAUCAAAAUAAAAA